UUCUGCGUGUAUAAAUAAUGUCUGGAUUGGGAAGAUUAAUGUACCAGGAAACAGAACAUGGCCAAUACAUCACUCUCAACAAUCCUUGUGAUUCUCUUCUGGGGUUUAACUAUUGCAACUGCAAGAAAAUUAUCACCACUUAGCACUUCUACUGCAUUAUCAUCACCCUCAACUGAUGGUAUUUGCUCAUCAAUGGUGAAGACACAAGGCUAUGUUUGUGAAGAACACUUGGUGACAACACAAGAUGGUUAUGUUCUUAACUUGCCAAGAAUUAUAGUGGGAAAAUCAAGGGGGCCACCGGUUCUGCUACAGCAUGGGCUUUUCAUGGAUGGCAUAACAUGGUUAUUACUACCUUCAAAUCAGUCUCUUGCAUACCUUUUGGCAGAUAAUGGGUUCGAUGUUUGGGUUGCUAACACGCGUGGAACCAAAUAUAGUCGACAACAUACUUCUUUACCUACUAAUAGCUCGGAUUAUUGGGAUUGGUCAUGGGAUGAAUUAGUUGCAUAUGAUCUUCCAGCCACAUUUAAGUAUGUGCAUGAUCUAACUGGACAAAAGCUGCACUAUGUUGGUCACUCACAGGGAACUUUGAUUGCAUUGGCUGCUUUUUCCCAAGAUCAGUUACUGAACAUGUUGAGAUCAGCUGCCUUACUUAGCCCAAUUGCUUAUGUUGGUCAGAUGACUUCACCCCUAGCUAAAAAUGCCGCUGAAAACUUUAUUGCAGAGUCACUGUACAAUUUGGGAAUCUUUGAAUUCAAUAUGAGAGGGGUUUCUGUUAUAAAGUUUCUAAAGGACUUGUGCAAUAACACAGGCAUUGAUUGCACCAACUUGUUGACCUCUUUCACAGGCCCAAACUGCUGCCUGAACCCUUCAAUUGUCAAUGUUUUUUUGGAUCAUGAGCCUCAGUCAACAGCAACAAAGAACAUGAUCCACCUAUCUCAGAUGAUCAGAGAAGGAACCACUGCAAUGUUUGAUUAUGAGAACCAAGAUGAGAACAUAAAACACUAUGGACAACCCACUCCUCCAGUAUAUGACAUGACAAGAAUUCCAAAUGACCUUCCUCUCUUCCUGAGUUAUGGAGGGGCUGAUGCUCUUUCUGAUGUUAAGGAUGUUCAACGUCUGUUAGAAAUUCUUAAAGAUCACGAUGCAGAUAAGCUUGUAGUGCAGUACAGAAAUGAUUAUGCACAUGCAGAUUAUGUUAUGGGUGAAAAUGCUAACCGAGAUGUAUAUGAACCUCUUAUAUCUUUCUUCAGGCUUCAAUGAUAUCUGGUGAAGAAUACUCCCUAUAGAAUUUUGUCAUCACCUGUCUCUAAAUCAUAGAAUUGAGUAGCACAGAAAUGUCAGUAUGUAAUUUUACAGAAGAUGAUAUUAUUAAAGGAAAUUCUUAUAGUCUUACUUCA
Molecule: messenger RNA, 1397 nt
Organism: Cajanus cajan (pigeon pea)
Lineage: Eukaryota; Viridiplantae; Streptophyta; Magnoliopsida; Fabales; Fabaceae
Product: triacylglycerol lipase 2
Biological process (GO): lipid metabolic process
Molecular function (GO): hydrolase activity, acting on ester bonds
Source: RefSeq, a predicted model, not a curated record